AUAUUCAGCCGUGCCUGGCCCGGCCCCGCUGUUUGCUCGGGCAGGAGGGGUUUGGGCGCGGGUUCACCUUGACGGGAACACCGGGACGGCGGCAGGUGAGCGGCACCUGCCCGUGCCCCCCGGCCGGGACACCCCCGGGACACCCCGGGACACCCCGGGACACCCCGGGCGCGGGAGCAGCAGGAUGGCCGACAGCCACGGCUGGUGGAAGCUGACGUUCCUGAGGAAGCGCCAGGCAGCGCCCACCGUGCUGUACGAGACCCCCGAGGGCCCCGCGGCCCCCGGGGGGGACCCCCAGGAGGGCACCGGCCCCGAGGGACCCCCCGGCUUCGCCGCCCGCCUGGAGAAGAUCGUGGACAAGAGCACCAAGGGGAAGCACGUCAAGGUCUCCCACUCGGGGCGCUUCAAGGAGAAGAAGAAAGUGAGGGCCACGCUGGCGGAGCACCCGAACCUCUGCGGGGCCGCCGAGAAGGAGGAAAAGUGACCCGGCGGGGAUGGCACCCGCCCGCCGCCCCGGCAAUGCCGAUCCACGCGGCCCCGGCAAGAGGCAGGACUCGGGAUGGGGUUUAUCCCAGGGAUAAUCACGGACCCUGGGUGGCUGAGCCCGUCCCUCCCAGGCUGACUGGUUCGUCCUGGGAUGAGGACACUCCUCCGGAGCCCCCCCAGCUCUGCCCCCAGCGCAUUCCCAAUCCCGAGCCCCCACU
Molecule: messenger RNA, 704 nt
Organism: Empidonax traillii (willow flycatcher)
Lineage: Eukaryota; Metazoa; Chordata; Aves; Passeriformes; Tyrannidae
Gene: PRR15L
Product: proline rich 15 like
Exons: 2
Coding region: 185-484 (99 amino acids)
Source: RefSeq, a predicted model, not a curated record